CCGCGCCGGGGCCGUCCGGAGUCUACCAGCGCGCUCACGCGGUCACGCCGUAGCGGCGCGACCGGGGAGUGGGGGGGCAGUGUUUGACGGCGCGUUCGGCGUUUGUUUAGUUGCGCGCUGACAGCGGCCGCGUUUGAACGUGAUCCGGCGUGUGCGUUCGCGUCUACCGGAAGCGCCGCGCCGCCGGCGUCCGUCGUCGUUGCCGUCGCCGCACGUCACGGGCUUCGCGUCACGUAUCGCGAAAUCGUAUCGCGCCACGGCCGGAAGUCCCCUCGCGUCGCCGGGGAAGUGCGUUUCUUCGUGCUCUGUCCCGUCCCGUCGCUGCUGAUCUGUCCGUCGGCUUCUCGCUGCUCUACUCUCUCUCUCUCUGUCGCCAUCCUCUCCUACGUCUCCUUUGAUCCCUUCGCACGCUAUCGUACACGUGUGCUGUGUCCGCGAUCUGUUUCACCGUCCCGUCCGUCCGUCUCUCGCCUGUGAUCAUCGCCUACCACGCUGCACCCACGCGACGCAACAUGUCCACGCUGAGCGGGUGAUGGCAGAGCGCAGAGGAUGUCACGUCGCAAGCAGAGCAACCCCAAACCGCUGAAACGGGAGGAUGAGGAGUGGAGCGACUCGGAGAAGACCCCGUCGGUGAGCAGCGGCGUGGACGGCGGCGGAUCGGCAGUGUCGAGUCCGGUCGCACCGCCGGUGCUCGAGGAGGACUCAAGUUUACCGCCCCCUCCGAGACUCAACCCUCCGUCUUCGACCAGCUCCUCCGCCAGCGAGGACAUCAAGUUGCGCUUCAGCGUGCUCUCGGAGGACACGAGGAAGCGCCUGGCCAGCCUCACCGAGGACAUCGAGGCUAGGGGUAUAAGAGACCGCCAUGCGCCGUCCAGGAGCGUGCGGACGCGAGAGUCGAGUCCCAAGGAUGUCGACGAGGAGCAGCAGGCGGCCAAGGAGGACGAGUGCCAGCCGAGGCCGUUGUCCUCGUUGUCGUCCACCGCCGUCAAGAGGCGGGACUCCGCCUGCCGCAGGGACUCGGAGGACUCGGUUGCCGCGGGGGAGACCAAGAGGAUACGACUCGACGACGAGGCAGCACCAAGACUGAGACUCAAUACUAGUCUGGCGACGGAUCCCGCCCUGCGACCCGCCGCCGUCGCCGCCCUUACCGUGAAGCCGGAGAACACGUCGCCGCCGAACCCGACGCCGCCGCUUCCGGCCGGACUGCAGAACGCGAUCGCGUCAGGUCGGCUGUUCGUCCUGCCGACCGACGGCAAGGAGACGAUCACGGUGGAGCCGGCCAGGCCGCCGCCGACCGCCCUGAUUUGCCCGCCGUGCGGCAUCCGGUUCAGCUCGGCAAGCACCCUCGAAGCCCAUCGCACCUUCUACUGCGCCCAUCGACCCCGCGUAGAGGAGGACGCGGCGAACGACGACGACGACGACGGCGGCGGCGGCAAGUCCGGCGGCAAGUUCGAGACGCGGAAGCCGUACGCGUGCCCGCACUGCUCCUACAGCGCCGACAAGAAGGUGUCCCUGAAUCGUCACAUGCGGAUGCACGCGGCCUCGCCGGCGCCGCCGACGGUGCCGUCGUCGUCGACGGCGGCGGUGGCAAUGGUGGCGAACUCAUCGGCAAGCAACUCGGCCGGAGCCGGUCAGACCACCGCGUCCAACGGUUCCUUGAACGAGGAGGCCGAGAGAUACUGCAGGAACUGCGACAUUCGAUUCAGUUCCUUGAAGACGUACAGGGCGCACAAAACGCAUUAUUGCAGCACGAGGCACGUGGUGAAGGAUACGUUGCCGACGCCGACGGCGACGCCGGCGUCCUCGGUGAAGGCGUCGCCGCCGACCAGUUCGAGUCCUGGUGACUCGCCACCCCCGCAGCCGUGCCUCGCGCUGCCCACCAACCCCAUUCUCAUCGUGCCGUAUUCGUUGUUCCGCGGCGCGAGCGUCCUUGCCGCGCCGGCACUUCCGGCCCCCGACACAGCAUGCUUCCUUUUGCCAAACGGUUCCCUUCAGCCAAUGACGAGGGGCCUCGCUUCCACGGCGCAGAACGCCGUGGCGGAGCCGCCGGCCGUCCUGAGGGCAGCGAACAAGCCCUCAACGCCGGUGGUUGUAGCAGCGUCCACGUCGCCGUCCGCCUCGGCGCCCCUCGAUCUCAGCAUACGCAGGUCGCCGGUGCACCAGGACGAGAAGGAGAACAGGAUGUCGCCGGCGCCGUCAUCUCUGCCGCCGCCUCCCGGCAGUCCCAGAUCCAGAGGCAGCGGCAGUCCCAGAACGAGGUCCAUCGGUCCGGUCCAGAAUGCCGCCGUAGCGCCACCCGCGCCCACGGAACUCGCCCUGAGACUCGCUGAACUGCCACCGCCUCCUGUUCCCGGGGUGCUCGUCAAGCAAGGCGUCUCCAGGUGCAAAGAAUGCAACAUCGUGUUCUGCCGACACGAGAACUUCGUCGCUCACAAGAAACACUACUGCCAGGCGAGGGAGACAACGGUGAGCAACAGUCCACCACCUCCGGGCACGCCCUCGCCGCCCCUGGUCCAGCUCAUCUGCGCCGCGUGCGGCAUCAAGUUCGCUUCCAUAGACAAUCUGGUUGCCCAUCAGGCGUUCUACUGUCCCAAGAGGCCCGACCCCCAGGAGCAUCAUACGCGGUGUCCUAAGUGCAAGGCGAUGAUAGAACCAGGCAGCAGUCACACCUGCACCAGCGGUACGACCGGCGGCUGGCGAUGCCCGGUCUGCGGUGCCGUCAGUCCCACGGCCGGCGCCGCCCAGCGUCACAUGGACGCCCAUCAGGGCGUCAAGGCCUUCCGGUGCACGAUCUGUCGUUACAAGGGCAACACUCUGCGCGGCAUGAGGACUCACAUUAGGAUGCACUUCGACAAGCGCGGCACUGAUCUACAGGAAGAGAAUUAUAUAACGUGCGUGCUGGACGACGAGGCAACGCUGUCGACGCCGGAACCAGUGGCAACCACGACACCGGAGGAGAUCCCCGCUGAGAUCCAGGUGAACGGCAAGACGGAGAUAAGGAAGAGCCCGCAGCCGCCACCGCCGCCGCCGCCGCCCCCGCCGCCGCCGCCACCGCCGGUAGACGCCGCCAAAGUGAAGCAGGAACGCGAGGACACGCCGCCGCCGGACGAGAGUCUGGAUCCCACCAAGAGCGGGCCGCGCUACUGCCGCUCCUGCGACAUCAGGUUCAAUUACCUAAGCACCUUCAUCGCCCACAAGAAGUUCUACUGCUCGAGUCACGCCGGCGAGGCGAGCAAUAACAAUAACAAUAAUAACAACAAUAACAACAACAACGCCAGCGGCCAUCCGACGACGCCGCCGACCGGCAGAACCGAGGCGUCGGUGCUUUAAAUCUCCGAAGUUCUGCGGACAUGACCUCUCCGCCGUUCGUCCUCUCCUUCUCGGAGGAUCUCCUAGUGUUUUCUUUAAACAAAUACGCUUUGAAAUAAUCGGAAGCGAUUCGAUAAUAAUAUCUGAGAGUUUUCUAUUCGUACGUUCCUUCGAAAAUUGAGUUGACCAAAUAAAGAAGUAGAGACACUGCAUUUUUAAUAAUUAUCGCAAAAUUCUUUCGAGUACAGAUUUUUGUUUUCCCAAAGACUUUUAUUAGUUAUGUAGAAUGCAUUCUCGUUACUUGGUCAAGUUAAUUUAAUAUUCUGGGAAUACUUAUAGUCCUUUUCUUAGUGAAAUUAUAUGAAUAGCCCUGAGGCUUCACUUUUGCGAAUGUCGCAUUUUGUUAGGGAGGCUCGCGGAAGAGAAAGAGAAGGACGAGACGUGUUCGAGACGCGAUGACCGACUCUAAAAACGGGGACUGUUUAUUGUUGCCAGUUUAUACAUAAUAUAAUAAGCGCGGACUUCUUAGUUGAAUAUUACGUUGUGUGAUUUUUGUUGACCCAGGGAAUCGUUUGUACUUAUAAGCCGAAGGUAUCUACAUAUGUGUAAAUAUAUGAUACACUGAUAUAUAUGUAUACUAUA
Molecule: messenger RNA, 3951 nt
Organism: Vollenhovia emeryi
Lineage: Eukaryota; Metazoa; Arthropoda; Insecta; Hymenoptera; Formicidae
Gene: ush
Product: zinc finger protein ush
Exons: 9
Coding region: 550-3330 (926 amino acids)
Biological process (GO): heart development; cell differentiation; negative regulation of transcription by RNA polymerase II
Cellular component (GO): nucleus
Molecular function (GO): RNA polymerase II-specific DNA-binding transcription factor binding
Source: RefSeq, a predicted model, not a curated record